GUCCAAAAAUGUCUUCCAACGCCAGAAUCAAUCUUGGUCCUCUCUUUCAAGCGGUACUCGUACUCCCAUGAUCUGCAAGUUUUCACCUUUAUUUUCCAAAAAUUACCCAUUCCAGAAAACGGUUUUAUACCCUAAUCUGCUCGCAUACAACACACACUCCACAAUUGAAAACUCUCAAACGCUACCAAUUGAGAAGGAAGUCGGCACAGGCUUGCUUCGGCGGAACAAGAGUUCUAAUCCACAUUCUAAUUCCUACUCUCAAUCCAAGAUGAAAAACCAAUGAAUCUGGAGCUAAACUCGGGUGUUUAAAAGGCUCAAAUUUUGGUGGAUUUGUCACUCAGAUGGAUCUCCUCCGAAGAGCCAGCAUUAGAUAUUCCCCACAACUUAACAAAUUUGCAAAAAGGUCGUUUACACAUCCAAAAUUGCCUUCGGAUAGGCUCACUGCACCCUCUGCUCUUCUCCAUGGCAUUCAUGUCUUCCACUGCCCAGAUGAAGUGGGAAUUGUCGCCAAAUUAUCAGAAUGCAUAGCCUCAAAAGGUGGCAACAUUCUUAAUGCUGAUGUUUUUGUGCCUGAAAAGGAGAAUGUCUUUUAUUGCAGAAGUGAGUUUGUCUUUGAUCCUGCCAAAUGGCCACGUGAUCAAAUGGAUGACGAUUUCUCGAAGCUUGGGAAGAUGUUCAAUGCAAUGAGGUCUGUUGUUCGGGUGCCCAACCUAGAUCCAAAAUAUAAGAUUGCAGUCCUUGCUUCGAAGCAGGACCAUUGCCUAGUUGAUUUGCUGCAUGCGUGGCAGGACUCUAAACUUCCUGUUGAUAUUAUAGCUGUGAUAAGCAAUCAUGACAGAUGUGCAAACUCACAUGUAAUGAGAUUUCUUGAAAGGCAUGAAGUCCCUUACCAUUAUCUCAACACAACUAUAGAUGACAAAAAUGAAGGCGAUAUCUUGAAUGUGGUUAAAGAUACAGACUUUCUAGUACUUGCUAGAUACAUGCAGAUACUCUCAGGAAAUUUCUUAAAGAGCUAUGGGAGGGACAUCAUUAAUAUUCAUCACGGUUUAUUACCCUCUUUCAAGGGUGGGAAUCCAUCUAAACAGGCAUUUGAUGCUGGUGUUAAACUGAUUGGCGCAACAUCUCAUUUUGUGACCGAAGAACUUGAUGAAGGUCCCAUCAUUGAGCAAAUGGUGGACAGAGUUUCUCAUAGGGACAAUUUGCGAAGCUUUGUGCAUAAAUCUGAGAACUUGGAGAAGCAAUGCCUUGCAAAAGCAAUAAAGUACUAUUGUGAACUGCGCGUGUUGCCUUACAUAAAAAACAAGACUGUUGUAUUUUGAGGCUACUGGAAACAUGUAUGUAUUAUUGUAUACCCUAUUUUUUCAUGAUUAUUGAAAUUCUAAUCUGACAUUUUGUAA
Salvia splendens (bonfire salvia) is the source of this 1397-nucleotide messenger RNA. Its product is annotated as formyltetrahydrofolate deformylase 1, mitochondrial. Lineage: Eukaryota; Viridiplantae; Streptophyta; Magnoliopsida; Lamiales; Lamiaceae. Gene Ontology annotation, biological process: 'de novo' IMP biosynthetic process. The transcript is spliced from 9 exons. Gene Ontology annotation, molecular function: formyltetrahydrofolate deformylase activity. The record is from RefSeq and is a predicted model, not a curated record. Bases 342 to 1319 code for a protein of 325 amino acids.